CCCAAGAAAGGAAACUGAGGGCUGCUGUCUGCCAGAUCUCACACCCCCCUCUGUGAUGCCGGGAGAGGCUCAGGGCUUGGGCUGCUGAGAUCUGUGCGAGGGAGUGCUUCUGUGACAUGAUGGCCCGACUGGCUCCUGCCUUGUGGAGCCUGUGCGUCACCACCGUCCUCGUCACCUCAGCCACACAAGGUCUGAGCCGGGCAGGGCUGCCCUUUGGGUUGGUGCGUCGGGAGCUGGCAUGCGAGGGUUACCCCAUUGAGCUGCGGUGCCCAGGCAGCGACGUCAUCAUGGUGGAGAACGCCAACUACGGGCGCACGGACGACAAGAUCUGUGAUGCCGACCCCUUCCAGAUGGAGAAUGUCCAGUGCUACCUGCCCGACGCCUUCAAGAUCAUGUCCCAGCGGUGCAACAACAGGACACAGUGUGUGGUGGUGGCUGGUUCGGAUGCCUUCCCAGACCCCUGUCCUGGGACCUACAAGUACCUGGAGGUCCAGUAUGACUGUGUCCCUUACAUAGAAGUGGAACAAAAAGUCUUCGUGUGCCCGGGGACGCUACAGAAGGUGCUGGAGGCCACAUCAACGCAUGAGUCGGAGCACCAGGCAGGGGCGUGGUGCAAGGACCCACUGCAAGCGGGUGACCGCAUCUACGUGAUGCCAUGGGUGCCAUACCGCACGGACACGCUGACCGAGUACGCCUCGUGGGAUGAUUAUGUGGGUGCCCGCCACACCACCACCUACCGCUUGCCCAACCGUGUGGAUGGCACUGGCUUUGUGGUGUAUGAUGGUGCUGUCUUCUACAACAAGGAGCGGACGCGCAACAUUGUUAAGUAUGACCUGCGCACACGCAUCAAGAGUGGUGAAACUGUCAUUGCCACAGCCAACUACCAUGACACCUCGCCCUAUCGCUGGGGCGGCAAGACUGAUAUCGACCUGGCUGUGGACGAAAGCGGGCUGUGGGUCAUCUAUGCCACCGAGGCCAACAGUGGGCGCCUGGUGGUGAGCCAGCUCAACCCCUACACACUGCGCUUCGAGGGCACUUGGGAGACGGGUUACGACAAACGGGCGGCCUCUAAUGCCUUCAUGGCAUGUGGCGUGCUGUAUGUGGUGCGCAGCGUCUAUGUGGACGAUGACAGUGAGGCAGCCGGCAACCGCGUGGACUACGCCUUCAACACCAAUGCCAACCGUGAGGAGCCCGUGGGCCUAGCCUUCCCCAACCCCUACCAGUUCGUCUCAUCUGUGGACUACAACCCCCGCGACAACCAGCUCUACGUGUGGAACAACUACUUUGUCGUGCGCUACGCCCUCCAGUUUGGGCCCCCUGAUCCUAGUGCUGGCCCAGUGACUUCAACACCACCCAGCACGACAGUGGCACCAGCACGGCCCACACCAGCCACAACCACAGCAGCACCAGCAGCCAGCACUACAGCGCGCCGGGCCCCACUCACUACCCACCCUGGUGGUGCUAGCAACCAGAAGGGUACAGAGCCAGCACCUGCCACAGUCACGGCUGCAGCCCCGAGUACACGCCGCCCACCUGCCCCUGGCCAGCACAGUGCCCCCGAGCUCUUCUGCGAGCCCCGCGAGGUGCGCCGUGUCCAGUGGCCUGCCACACAGCAGGGCAUGCUGGUUGAACGGCCCUGCCCCAAGGGUACUCGAGGCAUCGCCUCCUUCCAGUGCCUGCCCUCAUUGGGGAUCUGGAACCCGCGUGGUCCUGACCUCAGCAACUGCACCAGCCCCUGGGUCAACCAGGUAGCCCAGAAGAUCAAGAGCGGGGAGAAUGCGGCGAACAUCGCAGGUGAACUGGCCCGCCACACGCGUGGGCCCAUCUACGCUGGCGACGUCAGCUCAUCAGUGCGACUCAUGGAGCAGCUGCUCGACAUCCUGGAUGCACAGCUCCAGGCACUGCGGCCCAUCGAGCGCGAGUCGGCUGGCAAGAACUACAACAAGAUGCAUAAGAGAGAGCGAACCUGCAAAGACUACAUCAAGGCGGUGGUGGAGACGGUGGACAACCUUCUGCGGCCUGAGGCGCUGGAGUCGUGGAAGGACAUGAACGGGACAGAACAGGUGCACACAGCUACCAUGCUGCUGGAUAUCUUGGAGGAGGGUGCCUUCCUGCUGGCCGACAAUGUCAAGGAGCCCGCCCGCUUUGUCACCUCCCGCCAGAACGUUGUGCUGGAGGUGACGGUGCUGAACACGGAGGGGCAGGUGCAGGAGCUGGUUUUCCCGCAGGAGCUGGGGGGCGAGAACUCCAUCCAGCUCUCAGCCAACACCAUCAAGCAGAACAGCCGCAACGGUGUGGUGAAGGUGGUGUUCAUUCUGUACAACAACCUGGGGCUGUUUCUGUCUACGGAGAAUGCCACAGUGAAGCUGAGCGGGGAUGCGGGUGCCCUCAGCCCCGCCCUUGUCGUCAACUCCCAGGUCAUUGCCGCCUCCAUCAACAAAGAGUCCAGCCGUGUCUUCCUCAUGGACCCUGUCAUCUUUACCCUUGCCCACCUCGAGGCCAAGAACCACUUCAAUGCCAACUGCUCGUUCUGGAACUACUCGGAGCGCUCCAUGAUGGGCGCCUGGUCCACGCAGGGCUGCCGGCUGCUGGGCACCAACCGCACCCAUACCACCUGCGCCUGCAGCCACCUCACCAACUUUGCUGUGCUCAUGGCCCACCGCCAGAUUGGCCGCAUGAAGGAGCUGCUACUGUCGGUGAUCACAUGGGUGGGCGCUGUCAUCGCCUUGGUCUGCCUGGCCAUCUGCAUCUCCACCUUCUGCUUCCUGCGGGGGCUGCAGACUGACCGCACCACCAUCCACAAGAACCUCUGCAUCAGCCUCUUUCUCGCUGAGCUCCUCUUCCUUGUUGGCAUUGACAAGACACAGUACGAGGUGGCCUGCCCAAUCCUGGCAGGGCUGCUGCACUACUUCUUCCUGGCAGCCUUCUCAUGGCUGUGCCUGGAGGGUGUCCACCUCUACCUGCUGCUGGUCGAGGUGUUUGAGAGUGAGGCCUCACGUCGCAAAUACUACUACCUGGGUGGUUACUGCUUUCCUGCACUCGUUGUGGGCACCGCCGCCGCCAUUGACUACCGCAGCUAUGGCACUGACAAGGCCUGCUGGCUCCGUGUGGAUAACUACUUCAUCUGGAGCUUCAUCGGGCCUGUUUCCUUCGUCAUCGUGGUGAACCUCGUGUUCCUCAUGGUGACAUUGCACAAGAUGAUCCGCAACACGUCUGUGCUCAAACCUGACUCCAGCCGCCUGGACAAUAUCAAGUCAUGGGCACUGGGAGCCAUCGCGCUGCUCUUCCUGCUGGGGCUUACAUGGGCCUUCGGCCUCCUCUUCAUCAACAAGGAGUCUAUCGUCAUGGCCUAUCUCUUCACCACCUUCAAUGCCUUCCAGGGCAUGUUCAUCUUUGUGUUCCACUGUGCCCUGCAGAAGAAGGUGCACCGGGAGUUCAGCAAGUGCCUGCGCCACGCGUCCUGUUGCCUGCGCAGCCCCCCUGGUGCCACCCUCAGCUCCCUCAAGACCUCAGCCAUUCGGAGCAACAACCGCUACUACACUGGCACCCAGAGCCGGAUCCGCCGGAUGUGGAAUGACACAGUGCGCAAGCAGACGGAGUCCAGCUUCAUGGCCGGGGACCUCAACAGCACCCCCACCCUCAACCGAGGAACCAUGGGCAACCACCUGCUGACCAACCCAGUGCUGCAGACCCGUGGGGGCACCAGCCCCUACAACACGCUCAUUGCUGAGUCUGUGGGCUUCAACCCCACCUCACCCCCUGUCUUCAACUCCCCAGGGAGCUUCCGUGAGUCCAAGCACCCCCUGAACAACGCCCGCGAUGCCUGUGGCAUGGACACGCUCCCACUCAACGGCAACUUCAACAACAGCUACUCACUGCGCAGCGGGGACUUUGCGCCUGAGACCACCAAGGGCCCCGAGGUCCGGCGGGGCCUGCCCGAUGCUGCUGCCUUUGAGAAAAUGAUCAUCUCUGAGCUGGUGCACAACAAUCUGCGCGGAGGCGGGGGCAGCAGCACAGCCAAUCCAGCUCCCCCUGCACCCCCCACUGGUGACCCAGGCAACCCCCCCGGGGCUGCCAGCGAAGAUGCCCCCCUACCGGGCACCGCUCCCCCGGAGCCCAGCCACGAGGAGACGCUGGAGAUUGAACUCAUGUACAAGGCACUAGAGGAGCCGCUUCUGCUGCAGCGCGCCCAGUCCAUCCUGUACCAGAGCGACCUGGAGGAGUCCGAGUCCUGCACAGCAGAGUUGGCCGAGGGCGCCGAGGGCCAGGCCCCCUCGCCCAACCGGGACUCUCUGUACCCCAGUAUGACCAACCUGCGGGACUCUCCAUACCCAGACAGCAGCCCUGAGGCACUCGGGGAAGUCCUGCCACAUGCCCAAGCCAUCAACGAGAUCUACUACACCAACCGGCCCGGUUUGGGCCCCCGUGGCCAGCUCCAGGCCUACUACCAGGUCCGGAGGCCCAGCAAUGAUGGCUACCUGGUGCCUGCUGGGCUCGAGGGCCCUGUGCCCGAAGGCGACGGGCAGAUGCAGCUGGUCACCAGCCUCUGAAGGCUGGGCAGGGACUGAGGAGCCCCUCCCCCAGUCCCCUCUCCCCUCAUUUGCUUUUAAUUGCCCCCCUGGAGCGGCCAAGAGGAGGCAGCACAGUGGUGGGGGUGCAGUUGCGCCAAGACCUAUGGUCGUUUUCUUUCCCCCCUCCUGGCGCCCUGAGGGGAGUGGUGGUGCCAAGGCCAGUGGCCAUUUUGUCUCUCCUCCCUCCCACUGCCAUUCCUUGGUGUUACCCAUCACAAGUAGGCUUCAUUAAGGGGUUUGACACCAAGCCUCGAUGAGGAGGAGUGGGGAGGAAGGACACAGGCUGGACACGCACAGCUCUGGCUUCUCCUUUUUGCUCAACUCCAUUUUUUUGGCAGGAAGGCUGAAAAGGAGGGGAAAUUCACUUUUUUCAGGGAGGGGGGAUGAUUUUUUUGAAGAGGUCAAAGCCAUGGGGGGCAGGUGGGCACCCUGCUUUGGGGGCUGCCCCCUGGUGAUGCUGAGAGGGACUGUAAGGAGAGCAAGGCAGAGAGGGCCCCACUGACAGG
Alligator sinensis (Chinese alligator) is the source of this 5077-nucleotide messenger RNA. It is a transcript of the gene ADGRL1, whose product is annotated as adhesion G protein-coupled receptor L1. NCBI's taxonomy places the organism in Eukaryota, Metazoa, Chordata, Crocodylia, Alligatoridae. The record is from RefSeq and is a predicted model, not a curated record. Gene Ontology annotation, molecular function: G protein-coupled receptor activity; carbohydrate binding; latrotoxin receptor activity. Gene Ontology annotation, cellular component: presynaptic membrane; axon; postsynaptic density. Bases 117 to 4550 code for a protein of 1477 amino acids. Gene Ontology annotation, biological process: heterophilic cell-cell adhesion; cell surface receptor signaling pathway; adenylate cyclase-activating G protein-coupled receptor signaling pathway. The transcript is spliced from 24 exons.